Onychostoma macrolepis is the source of this 2662-nucleotide messenger RNA. Its product is annotated as ATP-binding cassette sub-family C member 2-like. The record is from RefSeq and is a predicted model, not a curated record. Lineage: Eukaryota; Metazoa; Chordata; Actinopteri; Cypriniformes; Cyprinidae. Gene Ontology annotation, cellular component: apical plasma membrane. Gene Ontology annotation, molecular function: ABC-type transporter activity; ATP binding. Gene Ontology annotation, biological process: transmembrane transport. The transcript has 14 exons. The coding region runs from base 596 to 2662 and encodes 688 amino acids.
UUCCUCACUGUAUAUACACACACAUAUAUUAUUGAUAAUAAUAGUAAUAAUAAUAAUGGAUAUAAAUACUUUAUCAGAAAUAAUAUACAAUAUAUAUAUAUAAAAUAAAUAAAUAAUAGACAUAAGUUAAUAUAACCAAGGCAAUACUCAACCCAAAAUUAAAAACAUAAACAGGUUAUUUUCAAAUGAGAUAGUAAAUUAGUCCUGAAGAGACGGAAAGAUGUAAUUGAUCUAAGGAUUAUUCCAGUCAGAUGGAGCUUUAUAUCGAAAAGAUCUUCGACCGACUUCAGUAAAAGUUCUAGGAACAAGAAAAUGCAGAUACUGUAUAUGUCGAAGGGAGUAAAUAGAUGAAGAUCGAACCAAAAUCUGUUUUAAAAAUAAAUAUAUUUGAAGAGAAACUGAAACCAGUGAUAUUGCCUUCUAGAUUUAGGUUGAAGCCAGUCGAGAGCUGCAUACGACAUACAAUGAUGAGUUCUAUAAGGACAUCUUAAAACAAACCUACAUAAAGAAUUAUGAAGAAUAUUUAAAGGUUUUAAAUUUUGCUGACAGAGUCAGCAAAAUCACGCUGACACGCUGAGUCACGGUGAGACUGCAGAUGAACUCCUGCCAAUCUGUCCUUUCACUGACGUCAUGCCAUUCAUCCAGUCUUCCUCACUCACUCGUGUGUGUGUGUGUGUGUGUGUGUCAGAAUGCCUCGUACCUGCAGCGUCCGGACCCGGAUCUGCCGAUAUGUGUGGAGCAAACGGUGCUGGUGUGGAUUCCUUUAGCUUUUCUGUGGCUUUGCGCUCCGUGGCACUUCACGACUCUCUGUAAGAAACCAGCCAAAGCUCCGCUCUCAAAACUCUACAUCUGCAAACAGGUUGUGGCUGGCCUGCUGCUUCUGACGGCGGUAGCGGAGCUGGCGCUCACUCUCGGGGAGGAUCAUGGGCCGUCGAGUGAUUCCACAGCUCAGAAACAUCCAGCGGUGCUCUACACCAAUCCGGUUCUGUUCGCCGUCUCAUGGAUAGUUGUGAUGCUGUGCCAGGAGUGUGUGCGGCGCAGACCGAGAUCUGUGGACUCCGGGAGUCUCUUUGUGUUCUGGCUGCUUCAGUUGUUGUGCGCCGUCUUCCAGUUCCAGACCUUACUGAGAGCCGCACUGAACAAGGAAGAAAUCGAUGAUGUUCCGCGGUUCUGUCUGUUCUACAUCAACUAUGGACUGCAGCUGAUCGCUUUGGUUUUAUCAGCCUUCGCUGAUGUUUCACCUGAAGUUAAAAGAAUUUCAAAGACGAAUCCUGAAGCCAAAGCAACGUUUCUCAGCAGAAUCACCUUUAACUGGUUCAACAGCAUGGUAAUCAAAGGCUUUAAGAGGCCUCUGGUUCAGGAGGACAUGUGGGAUCUGAAUGAGAAGGACUCCACUCAGACGAUCUGUCAGGAGUUUGAGGACGUUAUGGCCAAAGAGCUGAAAAAAGCCCGCAGCAUCCUGCAGAAGCAACAAAAUAAACGAAAGAAUAAAAAUGAUCAUCAGAACGGCUUGGCCAAGGGAGUCAGUCAGGACGUUCUAGUUAUGGAGGAGACAGGAAAGAAGAAAGAAAAGAAGAAGAAGAAAAAGGAUUCUGAAACCGACUAUCCUAAUUCCUGGCUGGUUCCCACCAUUGCUAAAACCUUCAAAGGUGUGCUUUUAGAGUCGGCCCUCUACAAACUGACAGAAGACCUUCUGGCAUUUGCAAGCCCACAACUUCUCAAGUUAAUGAUCUCCUUCACUCAGGACAAAACGAGUCACGUAUGGACUGGUUACCUGUACGCCGUGCUGCUUUUGGUGGUGGCUUUUUUACAGUUGGUUGUUCUACAACAGUACUUCCAGCGAUGUUUUAUCUUGGGUAUGAAAGUACGCACAGCUCUCAUGGCUGCCGUUUAUAAGAAGGCAUUAGUUGUGUCUAAUGACUCUAGGAAAGAGUCGACCGCUGGAGAGAUAGUCAACCUGAUGUCAGCGGACGCCCAGAGAUUUAACAAUGUCACCAACUUCAUCCAUUUGCUUUGGUCGUGUCCGCUGCAGAUCGCUCUGUCCAUCGCGUUCCUCUGGAUUGAGCUGGGUCCUUCUGUCCUGGCCGGUCUGUUGUCCAUGGUGCUGAUGGUGCCCAUCAAUGGCUGGCUGGCCACCAAAUCCAGGGGCUUCCAGGUGGAAAACAUGAAAUUUAAAGACAAGCGCAUGAAAAUUGUGAAUGACAUAUUGAAUGGAAUAAAAGUUCUGAAGUAUUACGCCUGGGAAUCAUCUUUUGAGGCUCAGGUUCAGGAGAUUCGGGAGAAGGAGCUGAAGGUGAUGAGGAAGUUUGCCUACCUCUCAUCGGUCUCCACCUUCAUAUUUUCUUGUGCUCCAGCUAUUGUGUCUCUGGUGACCUUCGCUGUGUUUGUGUCUGUGAGUCCCAAUAACAUCCUGGAUGCAGAGAAAGCUUUUACCUCCAUCUCCCUCUUUAACAUACUGCGCUUCCCACUCGCCAUGCUUCCACAGCUGAUUUCCAUCAUUGUUCAGACCACUGUUUCUAAGAAAAGACUCGAGAAAUUUCUGAGUGGCGAUGAUCUGGACACAAUGGCAGUAACGCGUGACGACAGCCACACUGCCGCCGUGAGCAUGACUGAUGGCACAUAUGCCUGGGAAAGAGACACAGAACCAGUUCUGAAAAAGUAA